GUCCAUGGCGCAGAUGAACAACCGAGAGCCCAGGGGCGAGGACCUUAUCGACGAGCAGGCGGCCAAGGUGUACAAAAAGUUCAUUAUGCUGGACGGGAAGCCCGACGUCGAGCCCGACCCAGAGAAGCGCCAUGAUGACCACUCAGCGGAGCUCCCCCACACCCGGGUGUGGCUGUUGGGCGAUCAGAUGCUCCCGAAGUACAUGUGCGUUGCCCUGGAGACCGCUCUGUACUCACAUCGGAACCAAGUGGCAGCGGCCCUGGCAGCUAAGACGAAGGCUGAGGCGCUGGAGGACGGCCCGGCCAAGGCGAAGGCGGUCGCAGCCACCGCCGCCGCUGUUGACAAGGUCAACUCGAAUCGCUUCUACACGUUUCUCUUUAAUCCAUCACAGCAUCGUGAGAUCAGGGGGAGAGAGAAACUCAUGAAGCUGCCAAAGUACAAAGGGGCGACCAAGCAUGGUAUUGCGUUUCGCCUCGACCCUGCAACUCCGAGCAUUCGCGUAGACCCGCUAUCGCCUGGUGAGUUCGUGCCCAUUCGGUGCGUGGAGGUAUUGCCAGGUACUGACCCAAUGCCUGCCAUCUUCGCGCUGGAC
Messenger RNA from Prorocentrum cordatum, 592 nucleotides. NCBI's taxonomy places the organism in Eukaryota, Dinophyceae, Prorocentrales, Prorocentraceae. The record is from the annotation of a GenBank genome assembly.